Messenger RNA from Galleria mellonella (greater wax moth), 2937 nucleotides. RefSeq lists its product as uncharacterized. Lineage: Eukaryota; Metazoa; Arthropoda; Insecta; Lepidoptera; Pyralidae. The transcript has a single exon. The record is from RefSeq and is a predicted model, not a curated record. Bases 832 to 1872 code for a protein of 346 amino acids.
UGUUAUAUUAAAUAUAUGUUGUAAGUGUGUUACGUAGAUGGGUACAUCACUCACAAGUGCUAGAGAUAGUCCAACUGCGGGUACAGAAUGCUUAUGUUAGUGCAUGCCGUAAUCCGGUUAUGUUUAAUGUUCCGCCAGUAAGAACUAACCUACUUCAGCACGCUCAAGGGAGCAUAUUAUUAAUUAUUUAAUAAUAUAAUAUUAUUUAUACCGUACUGUGCAAGUUAAGGAACUCACACAGUAUAAUAAUUGUUGGAAACUCCAACAAAAAUUAAUACUAGCAUAAAAACUUUUUAUUAUAUUUUUUUAAUUUCAAAUAAAGAAUAAAUAAAAUUGUCAUAAAAAUGGAGAAUAAAAAAUUGUAUUUCUAAUUAUCUUUGGCUAUUUUAUAUAUUAAAUCCAUGUAUAUAUAUUGAGUACAAUACAAAUUUGGUCCAUUUCGAGCAUCAUAAGGCAAGAAACAGUGAAUCACAAAAAAUCUCAGUUCAAUAUACGUGGAUACAAGAAGCGCCAUUGUUUCAAGAAUACAACAUAUAUGAAAUCUAUUCUCCUCCGUGCGUUCGACAGGCGACUGCAAUUUUGUUGAAGUUUACAAGUAAAUAUUAUAUAUUUCUCCGAGUGGUAAUUACAAUUUCUUUAGUUGUCAAAUAAGAGAUUUAUAUAGACGACGGCAAGCGAUUAUCUCAGUUGACCUGCGAGAAAAAUAUACAUCGAACAGCGGCAAAUUCAUUCAUGACACGAGGUGGAAACCACGAUUAUUAUAUUCAAUAAAUACAUUUGAACAUUUUCCAUUAUAUCUACAUAUUUUAAUUUUGUGGCAAUCGUCGUGCAAUGGCCACUGAUAGUGAAACUUCACUACACGCCUCGCGAGGCUAUGUUAAAGGGGCGAUUACUCGUCUUCACAGUUUUGUUAGCAACGAGUCUGAAUUAGAAGAAAGUACCUUACAGGCCCUUACAACGCGUAAAGAAAGACUGCUCACAGCCUUCUAUGAAUAUGAAGGAUUUAAUAUGCGGAUUCUUUCAAUGCGAGCAGAUGAUGACGAGGACGUAGCAGCUGUUGAAGAUAAAUAUCUAUAUACUCUUACCGUUCUUAAUGAAGUGAUUAGCCGUAAGACUUCUAGUGUAGAGGACUCUAAAGGUCAUGUUAGUACUAUUGCACGAUCAAAAACUAAGUUGCCCGCGAUUCAAAUGUCCAUAUUUUCUGGUAAUUAUGUUGAAUAUGUAGCGUUUCAAUUAUUGUUUACUUCACUGAUUCAUAAUGACUUAACAUUAGAUAAUGUUCAGAAGUUGUAUUAUCUUAGGUCUUAUUUAAAAAACGAACCAUAUGAUCUUAUUAAGAACUUACCAUUAACAGCCAGUAGCUAUGAUCAAGCUAGACAAUUAAUGGAGGAAAGAUAUAACAAUAGAUAUCGUAUUGUAAAUGAACAUAUCGGUCAAUUACUAGACUUACCUGCGUUUGUCAAAUCAACCCCUGAAAACAUUCGAAAUUUUGUAGCGAGUCUUAAGCAGACUUUGGCUGCUCUGCAAAAUUUAGAUGUGAAGGUUGAAACUUGGGAUCCAAUAAUUGUUUGUAUUCUUAAUCGUAAGUUAGAUACAUACACGGCUCGGUCGUAUCAAAUGGAAAGAGAUACUGCCGAGGAACACAGCGUUAAGUACUUCAUCGAGUAUCUUGAGAGGAGGGCACUUGCAUUGGAGAACGCUGCGCCGUCAACUGCGAUGCCAUCUACAAAAGCCAAGGGUUUAUCAAUCAACGUAGCGUCUGCUGGUGAGAAGGCGGUGACGUGUCAUUACUGUAAGUCCAACAAUCAUAAAUUAUUUUCCCGUGUUCUGUGGAACGCUAUAAAUUCUGUAAAGAUAAUAAAUUAUGUCUGAUUUGUUUGAAUAAGCACAAUGGAAAAUGCAAAUUUCAUUUCAAAUGCGAUCAGUGCAAAAAGGCACACAAUUCACUAGUUCAUCAUGACGAAUGUGACGAAGGUCCUGAUUCCUUAUUAUCCAAGGGCCACGAUUCUAAGGUUUUGCUUCCCACAGUACAAGUGAAAUUAUUCACAAAGGAUAAAAAGACGAUAAUAGUGAAGGCGAUUUUAGAUACAGGUUCACAAGCCUCCCUCGCUACGAGCAAGUUAAUCCAGCAAUUGGAUUUAACUCCAACACCCAACAAUACAAAUAUAAUAGGUGUAGGCAAUGUUCAGAAUAAUACAAGAUAUUGUAUUCCAUUAAACAUACAUUCUGUGAAUUCUUCUUUUAAUAUGACUGUCAAUUUUUAUGUGGUCGAAAAAAUUACCUGCAAGCAUCCACAAACAAAACUUGAUAUUCGGCAAUUGAAGUUACCUCCCAAUAUAGUGUUGGCAGAUGAUCAAUUUGAUGUUCCAUCUGAAAUAAAUCUCUUAAUGGGUGCUGACAUAUUUUUCCAUGUGAUAAUGCCCAAUGUGCCUGAGCGACCGCGGUCUCGAAAUCUGCACCGGCCGCUACCUAGUCAAGAUGACAUUACGCCCUGCAUUAUCAAUACACGCUUUGGACAUAUUAUUGGUGGUUCAAUGCUUGAAUAUCAGCAAGCUUCAAAACAAGUAACAUCGCUAUUAUGUAUUAAAUGCGAUCCUAAAAUCAAUGAUAAUAUCAAAUUAUUUUGGGAAGCUGAGAGUGUACCACAAACCUUUUCUGAGAAUCAAAGUGAACAAGAGUUAGCUGAAACUAUCUUUCAGAAUUCUUUAGAAUUGAUUGAUAAUAGAUUCGAGGUGAAUUUACCUCUUAAAGUCGAGGAUAAUGAAAUUCAUAAUUACUUGGGCAAUUCUUUUGUUUUAGCUUGGCAUCGAUUUUUAAGUUUGGAAAGGCGUUUACAAAAGAAUAUUAAUCUAUUGUCAGAGUAUAACAAAUUUAUUCAUGAAUAUGUAGAGCUAGGUUAUGGCGAUUUUAUUAACUUUGAUUUCUAUGAUUUUGACA